Messenger RNA from Suricata suricatta (meerkat), 867 nucleotides. Its product is annotated as GTPase IMAP family member 5-like. Gene Ontology annotation, molecular function: GTP binding. The transcript has 3 exons. Bases 1 to 867 code for a protein of 288 amino acids. The record is from RefSeq and is a predicted model, not a curated record. Lineage: Eukaryota; Metazoa; Chordata; Mammalia; Carnivora; Herpestidae.
AUGAAAAAAGGUGCAGAAGACAGGUUAACUCCGGGCUCGUCCUCACUGAGGCUCGUCCGGGUGGGCAAGACAGGCGGCGGGAAGAGUGCCACGGGGAACAGCAUCCUCGGCCGGCCAGUGUUCGAGUCCAAGCUGGGGAGCCAGGCUGUGACCAGAAAGUGCCAGGCAGAGGCGGGGACCUGGGAUGGAAGGAACAUCCUGGUGGUCGACACGCCUCCCAUCUUCGAGGCGGCGGUGGAGCAGACCCAGGAGACCUACAAGAAUAUCGGGGAGUGCUACCUGCUCUCUGCCCCGGGGCCCCACGUGCUGCUGCUGGUGACCCAGCUGGGGCGCUUCACCGCCCAGGACACGGCGGCCGUGAGGAGGGUGAGGGAGGUCUUCGGGCCAGGAGCCAUGAGACACGUGGUGGUCCUCUUCACCCACAAGGAGGACCUGAUGGGCGAGUCCUUGGAUGAGUACGUCGCCAGCACGGACAACCACAGCCUGAGGAGCCUGGUCCAGGAGUGCGGGAGGAGGUACUGCGCCUUCAACAACAGGGCCGCCGGGGAGGAGCAGAGGGAGCAGCGCGCCCAGCUGAUGGCCGUGGUCGAGAGGCUGGGGAGGGAGAGCCAGGGCGCCUUCCACACCAACGACCUCUUCUUUGAAGCCCAGAGGCUGCAGCGAGAAGGGGGCGGUGUCCACGCGGAAGAGCGCUACCUGACCAGGGUGCGGGAGCACAUGGAAAAGCAAAAGCGAGCCCUGACAGGGAGCAGGGGUCCCUGGGCCUUCAGGGCGCUCCUCGCAGUCAAAAGCUGGGUCAUCUCUCAUGAGUUUCAUUGGCCUCCCCCAGCCCGAAGUGACUGCCCGGAGAGGCCAGCAUGCUCCUAG